UCUCCCUCAACCGUGGAAAUUUCUUCUAUAAAUGACAUUCGAAGUAAAGCCCUCUUCUCUGGAGCCUUCACAGAUCACAAAACGAGAGGAACAAGCUCCGAGAGAGAGAAUCGAUGGCAACGAACGGAGUACGAAGGAUCAAGCUCGGAAGCCAAGGCCUCGAGGUCUCUGCGCAAGGCCUUGGUUGCAUGGGCCUCUCCGCCUUCUACGGUCCUCCGAAGCCUGAAUCCGAAGCCAUCGCUCUCCUCCACCACGCCAUUAACUCCGGCAUCACCUUCCUCGACACCUCCGACAUCUACGGUCCCGAGACAAACGAGAUUCUCCUCGGCAAGGCUCUGAAGAAUGGGUUCAGGGAGAAGGUGGAACUGGCGACCAAAUUCGCAGCCACUUAUGUAGAAGGGAAGAAGGAGAUAGUCGGAGAGAUAAGGGGAGAUCCCGAGUACGUUAGGUUUGCUUGUGAAGCAAGCUUGACACGGCUCGGUGUUAACUGCAUUGAUCUCUAUUACCAGCAUAGGAUCGAUACCCGAGUCCCCAUCGAAAUCAUAAUGGGUGAGCUCAAGAAACUGGUUGAGGAGGGUAAGAUAAAGUACGUCGGGUUAUCUGAAGCUUCAGCCUCGACGAUCAGAAGGGCGCAUUCUAUCCAUCCUAUAACAGCUGUCCAGUUGGAAUGGUCAUUGUGGUCACGAGACGUGGAAGAAGAUGUCAUUCCUACCUGCAGGGAGCUCGGGAUCGGACUUGUUGCUUACAGUCCUCUGGGUCGAGGCUUCUUUGCGUCAGGACCCAAGUUUCUUGAGACAUUAGGGCAAGGUGACUUUAGAAAGGAUCUACCAAGAUUCCAAGACGAAAACUUACCCGGCAACAAGGUUAUCUACGAGAAGAUGGCUGCAAUGGCAGAAAAGAAACAGUGCACUCCCGGGCAACUAGCACUCGCGUGGGUUCAUCACCGGGGAGACGACGUGUGCCCUAUUCCGGGGACCACCAAGAUCGAGAACCUCGAUCAGAACAUCGGAGCCCUGUCGGUGAAACUCACUCCGGAAGAGAUGGCCGAGCUCGAGGCCCUUUGCCGACCCGAGCUCGUGAAAGGGGAGAGGUACCACCCGAGUGCGCCUACCUACAAGAAUUCCGAUACUCCGCCACUGUCUUCUUGGAAAGCCGCCUCUGCGUAAAUGUCAUCUGCUGUGUUGUGUUCGUUGUUCUGCAACGGUGAAAUCCUUAUGAACUAUGUAAUGUUUAUCACUUGAAAGGUUACAUCUUUUCACAUUAUAAACUUGUAACCCUAAAACACUUA
Messenger RNA from Tarenaya hassleriana, 1288 nucleotides. Its product is annotated as probable aldo-keto reductase 4. The record is from RefSeq and is a predicted model, not a curated record. NCBI's taxonomy places the organism in Eukaryota, Viridiplantae, Streptophyta, Magnoliopsida, Brassicales, Cleomaceae. The coding region runs from base 114 to 1166 and encodes 350 amino acids. The transcript is spliced from 5 exons. Gene Ontology annotation, cellular component: cytoplasm.